This is a messenger RNA of Cylicocyclus nassatus, 755 nucleotides long. Lineage: Eukaryota; Metazoa; Nematoda; Chromadorea; Rhabditida; Strongylidae. The record is from the annotation of a GenBank genome assembly.
AUGAAGAACUUCGCACUUAUGAUCCUUACGCAGAAGACUAACACAAAACCACUGAUGGGCGGUGAAGAUACUCAACUGCACCCUCUCUCCCGGAUCCGCAUGCAUAGAAGCAUUUAUUCUUCAAAGAAUACUUUCGGAGCAAAGCUUAAAUUCGUGUCAAACCAAAGGAAUAUGUUUUCAAACCAAGGAAUCGGAGGAGGAGCGUAUCCACAGGGUCCUGGGAUCGGUGGUGGAGUCCAACCUGAGAUUGGAAUUGGCGGUGGGGCGCGACCGGAGGGCUACUCACCAUAUGACGGUGGAAGUGGAAUUGGCGGUGGGGCGCGACCGGAGGGCUACUCACCAUAUGACGGUGGAAGUGGAAUUGGAGGUGGCGUGAGACCCGAAGAUCCUACACCAAUCGGAGGAGGUGCAACUCCUGACCCAUACUAUCCUCAGGGAGGUGGUAUUGGAAGCGGUGCAAGACCAGAUUACCCUGGAAUUGGAGGGGGUGCUACGAUUGGAGGAGGUCCGUAUUUUCCACCCGCAUACCCCGGGCAUGGUCCACGUUUCUAUGAAAGUGUUCUUCACGACAGUUUUGGUGGUCCCCGCGGCUGCUGUUGAUUUCUCACUAGUCAAAUUUACCGCUCGUCUGACAUAAACACAACUUCUCUUCAACGUCGAAAAACAACCUUGCAAUUUUUAGAAAAUUAAACUCCUGACAACAUGUAAAUUAUUUCUACCAUUCAUACAUACAUCAAAUAAAGUCUUACGAUUCA